Messenger RNA from Penicillium antarcticum, 2361 nucleotides. RefSeq lists its product as uncharacterized. NCBI's taxonomy places the organism in Eukaryota, Fungi, Ascomycota, Eurotiomycetes, Eurotiales, Aspergillaceae. Gene Ontology annotation, molecular function: transcription cis-regulatory region binding; DNA-binding transcription factor activity. Bases 1 to 2361 code for a protein of 786 amino acids. The transcript is spliced from 6 exons. Gene Ontology annotation, biological process: positive regulation of transcription by RNA polymerase II. Gene Ontology annotation, cellular component: nucleus. The record is from RefSeq and is a predicted model, not a curated record.
AUGCCAACAUGGCCGUAUACAUUGGAGAUCUUGGCAAAGCGGGCCGGCCUUUUUUUCUCUUCGGACUUGAAAUCCACUUCCCCGCGACACACAUCUUCGUGCGGGCAUCGGCUGAACCCCGUUUCAUCUGCCAAGCACCUUCCUGUUUGCACUGGCUGUGAGAUUCAAGCUCUUGAAUCGCAAGCUCCGACGAUCGCAUUCCUCUCGACAAAUUAUUCCCCACUCGCGACUACAACAAGCACCAGUACCGAACAUGGCCAGUCGAGUGAAAUCUGCAAGGUCAUUUUGUGUAUUCGGGAAUCCUCUUUCGGUUCGGACCCCAGUCGGCACCGGAGACUAGAAACAGGUCUGGACCAGAGCUUAAAUCGGGAGUUGAAGUCGUGUGAAUCUCAAUUAAAACGGGAUGAAUCUUCGGACAUCUGCGAAACCGCAGGCGGGGUUGCCUACAGUAGGCUCAAGGACAUCCACUCCGAAAAGCCAGACAAGCGAUUCGCAAAGUACACCACGUCCACGCCGAAAGAAGUCCACGGGUAUCGCAGACACCAAAGCGAAGCGGGACGGUGUCAUAAUUGUCGCAAGUCGAACCGCGUCUGUCGACGUGGUGUUCGCCUCAACUUCAUUGAUAUCCAAAAUGUGGCGCCUCCGCAUGUUGUUGCUCGACCUCAUGGCGCUAAAGUAACAUUUCGCGAUGAUUCGCGCUUGAUCGCGUCCGAGUAUGUGGGAGGUUUUGAAAGAUACCCGCCUAUCCAGCCGGAAAGUCCUGCUGAAGAGCAAAGACUUUUACACCAUAGCUUCGAGGCUAUGGGCUCCGAUGACCUAACGAGUCUUUUCCAAUCUGUUGCUCAUUCAUUUGAUCCAUUAGACUUCGAUGUUCCUCAUCCUGGUAAUGCUGAUUUUGGAACCGAUGUCUGGCAGCAAUCUCAAUUGGUACCGGGAGAUGAGCUCCUUCCACAUGGAACGUCCAACUUCGCCCGGAAGCUGGCAAAAAACGAGGGAAGCCAUUCCUUCAUUACGGACCCUGAGCGAAUGCUUCUUUUCCGUGCUUUUGUCGAACAUGUUGCACCCAGAAUGGAUGCGGUGGAUGAAAUGGAACAUUUCACCCACAUUCUUCCGUGCUACGCUCUCGACGAGCCUAUGCUGCUCAAGGCAUUCUUAGCAUGUGGUGCUAGAAACCUGUCCCUUGUCGAUUCUUCUUACGGGGAGGAAACGGCUAUGCAGCUCUAUGAUGAGGCUACCCAGGAUCUGUUAAACUGUAUUCAUGAUUCUAACCGUGACUCUGUUCUAUGCGCGGCAACGGCCUUGGCCCUCGGCUUUUUUGAAACAAUGUCACCUCUAUCCUCGCAUCGCAGAGCCCAUAUUGCAGGCUCGCGAGCUUUGAUUCGAGAAUGUGGCUGGACUUCGAAGACCCCAGGGCUCGGUGGAGCAUGCUUCAAAAUUAGUAUCAGUGCAGAGCUGCUUAAUUGCAUACGAUACAACUGGAGCCUGUCCUGGGAUCCAAACACUUGGGGGAUUGACAUGAAUAUGGACCAUUGCCAUGCUCCCAGUGAGAGUAGCGAAGAUGCAUGGUCUUAUCGCAUUUUCUAUAUCUGUGCAAAGGUCGUGAUCUUCCAAGCAUCGUUCCGAUCUCAAGAUUUGAGUAACAAUGCAACUGGGGCUACUCAGCUCAAUGAUCAAUUCCAGGAAUGGAGUCUUUAUAACAACUGGUGCGAAAAUUGGGAGAAAUCAGCACCUAGGUCGAUGGCUCCCCUUGGGUACCUGCAGUCCUGGCAGACAAACUCCAAAUCUGCGUUUCCGGAAAUCAUGAUCCAUAAAAGAUCUGCGAUUGUUGCGCGAUUGUUCUUUCAUACAACGCGAAUCUUGCUGUCUAAGUCAAACCCCAUACAGUCAGAAUUCGACGGAGACAUGCGCGAUAUGCAAAGAAACCAUGCGCACGAAAUGUGCGGCCUCAUCGCAUGUAUCAAAGACCGAAGUCUUUCCGAUAUCUUACUACGCUGUCUUGCAAUCGCUGCAGAAUGUCUAGAGACCCGGUCAGCCCAAGAAGAAGUGCUCGGCAUUUUUGAUAUCAUUGCCAAGACGACUACUUCCAACGUCGAAUCUGUCAAAAACGAUCUGAGGCAGAUCUGGAGCUGGGUCGAUGCUCACCCGCAUACGGUGACUCCAGCCCAAAUGCACAACCACUACUACGAACUUGACCCAUCACUAGCAAUCUCUGAAGAUUCUGGUUCACCUUCACGCCUAAGUAACCCGCUUAUAACAGCCGGGGACUUUUCUAUGGAGAAUCAUCCGUAUCAAGGAUACUAUGUACCGCCUCACCAUCACCAUGCUCUUGAUCAGUAUCACUAUGGGGCAUAUCUAAUCUGA